UUCUUCGACAAAGGAAAUAGCAGACCAGUUACACGGCUCGGGAGCCGGCGGUGUGCUGCUGGAGGUGCUCAGCCCCUUGCAGGAGGGAGGACUGUAAAGAGAGCUGAGAAUGAGAUGGACUUACCGUGAAAGACCAGAAGCUCUUGGUAUACACAUCAUCGAUGAGCUGCAGAUGAACACAGCGUACGCCUCAGAGGAUGAAUGUCAGCGUGGACUGGGACUCUGAGAAUAACAUUUUUGACACAGAUGAGAAGCAUUCAAAUUAUUCCAGAAAGAACACUAAGCAGGUGGGCCACACAUCUAGCCUCCAGAAGGAGGUAGACAUGAGUUAUUCGCAGACGUUCAGUCCUCGUUGCAACUCUGCUGGACCUUCAGGUAAGCAGGAGCUUCCUGCAGAGUUGCAGUGUGAAGACAAAGAAACCUAUGAGACCUACUACCAGAAACAAGGUGAGAGUACACCUGGGGUAUUUGUCCCCUCCAGUACCAACUUUGACCUGCAGUGUGAAGAUAAAUAUUUAGAGCACUGUUCCUCUGAGCGGUCCAAGAAACCACGGAGAAGACUAUGUGACGAUAAUGAAAAUACCGUUCUUGCUGAUGUGUUUGAUGAGGACCUGGAGCCUGUCUCUGAGGAAGCUUUGCCAUAUCGGUGCAAGAAGUGUGGUUCCUCUUUCCAGGGUAUGAGCGAGCUGCAGGAACAUAAGCGAACUCACCUUGUGGAAAACUCAUACCGAUGUCCCGUCUGUGCCAAAGAGUUCUUCCGUGCAGCAAAUUUGCGAAUGCACAAGCUCAUUCAUUCUAGUGACAGGCCACACAAAUGUCCAGAGUGUGACAAGGGUUUCAUUCGCACAGCUGAUGUCUGGAGGCACCUGCGCAAUGUGCACAAGAUAGAGCGCUCCAUGGUGAUCUUGGGAAAUGGCAUGGCUAGGAACCCGUGGUCGAUAGUGCAUCGUAACCAAAACACUGUUGAGUAUGCUGAUCAGCCUUGUGCAGAAAACCAAAAGUCUGAGGAAGACGACUAUAAACCUUAUGCCUGUCCAACAUGCGGCAAAGGUUUCGAUAAGCCUAACCUGCUUUCCAAACACAAGGUGAUUCACCGACAAGACAAGCCCUAUAAGUGUCAGGAAUGUGGCAUGGCGUUCGUCCAGCUGCUCAGGCUGAAAAGACACCAGCAGACUCACUCUGGAGAGCGCCCCUUCUAUUGUGAGGAGUGCGGAGGGACGUUCACCCGGCUGGCAUCGCUCCAGCGCCAUCACCGCAUCCAUACUGGAGAGAAGCCCUACUCUUGCAAUUACUGUGGCCAUUCCUUCACCGAGUCAGGUACCCUACGGAGGCAUGAGCGCACACACAAAUUGGACAAAUCUUAAUUCUUAGUUCAUUUGUGAUUGUGGUCUCCUUGGUUGCUUCUUACCUGAACGAGGCCUGCUCAGUUGGGCUGGAGAAAGCACUCCACUGCAUGCGCUCUGGCCAGUCCAGACCCACU
Messenger RNA from Aptenodytes forsteri (emperor penguin), 1480 nucleotides. RefSeq names its product zinc finger protein 184-like. The record is from RefSeq and is a predicted model, not a curated record. Gene Ontology annotation, cellular component: nucleus. Gene Ontology annotation, molecular function: DNA-binding transcription factor activity, RNA polymerase II-specific; RNA polymerase II transcription regulatory region sequence-specific DNA binding. NCBI's taxonomy places the organism in Eukaryota, Metazoa, Chordata, Aves, Sphenisciformes, Spheniscidae. The transcript is spliced from 2 exons. The coding region runs from base 198 to 1364 and encodes 388 amino acids. Gene Ontology annotation, biological process: regulation of transcription by RNA polymerase II.